This is a messenger RNA of Raphanus sativus (radish), 684 nucleotides long. RefSeq lists its product as uncharacterized. Lineage: Eukaryota; Viridiplantae; Streptophyta; Magnoliopsida; Brassicales; Brassicaceae. The record is from RefSeq and is a predicted model, not a curated record. Bases 1 to 684 code for a protein of 227 amino acids. The transcript is spliced from 2 exons.
AUGAAGCUUCGUGAUCUGGCAGCAAAACCUCGCAUUCUAUGUCAUGUAAACUCUGGUUCAAUAGCGUCCUUUUGGUUCGAUAAUUGGACAGGACUGGGAUCUCUAAUUGAUGUUAUUGGAGAGCUUGGACCUCAGGUCUCUGGCAUUUCUAUUGAUUCUUCGGUUGCUGAGGCUGUAGUGGCAGGAGCAUGGAGUUCUACGCGAUCUAGGAACCCAACGCUGCUAAGGCUUCGUCAAGCUUUGCCAAGACGAAUGCUGACUCGUGACAGGCUGAGAUUAUGGGGUCUGGUUGUUCCUGAGGAGUGUCUCCUGUGUGGUCGCGCAGUAGAGACAUCUAUUCAUCUGUUCUUCGAGUGUCAAUUCUCACACUCGGUGUGGAGAAUUCUGCUAUCAAAGCUCAGACUUCAUCUUCCUACGCAACUGGAAGAGAUUGUACUUUGGCUAACCUCAGUCCCUUUGCGCAAAGAGAUUAAAUCUAUCUUGAAGUUAGUUUUCCAAGCUGCGGUCUAUUUCAUUUGGAAGGAGAGAAACUCUCGGCUCCACUCUGGUUUGAAUAAGCCAACAUGGCUGAUAGUUAAAGAGAUACAUCUUCAGAUUAGGGCAAAGCUUCUUGCUCUUGACAGGGAAAACACACUCACCACUACAGCUCCUCGCAGACGACAAAAGACUUACCUGUCCACAUAG